Messenger RNA from Serinus canaria (Common canary), 1146 nucleotides. Its product is annotated as serine/threonine-protein kinase PAK 3-like. The transcript has 11 exons. The record is from RefSeq and is a predicted model, not a curated record. The coding region runs from base 1 to 1146 and encodes 381 amino acids. NCBI's taxonomy places the organism in Eukaryota, Metazoa, Chordata, Aves, Passeriformes, Fringillidae. Gene Ontology annotation, biological process: regulation of MAPK cascade; regulation of actin cytoskeleton organization; protein phosphorylation. Gene Ontology annotation, molecular function: protein serine/threonine kinase activity; ATP binding. Gene Ontology annotation, cellular component: cytoplasm.
AUGAAGGCAAUGGAGAAGAGGCAGCAAGAAGAGAUGGAAAGGAUGCGCAAGGUCCUGCUGCAGUACAGGCUGGCUGAACAAAAGCAGAUGGAAGCAGGAUCUGCCAUCAAAGCUGCUGCUGCAGCCGCAUCCUCGGAAGUAGCCUCCUCUCCGCAGCCUGAAAACCGGAGCAUGAGCAGUUCGCCCCGCUCGAGCCAGGAGAGAGAGAAGCAGUUCCUGAAGCUGCUGAAGGCAAAAGCUAGCCCCAGAGAGUGGAGCUGGGUUGCAGAUCUCCUAGAAGUCAGGGUCUCUGUUUUGAAGUUUGCUUCUUGCAUUUUGUUUCUUUCAGGGCGUGUGGUGAGUGUGGGAGAUCCGGAGAAGAAGUACACCAGGUGGAAACGUGUUGGCAGUGGGGGUUUUGGCACUGUUUAUAAGGCCUUCAACGCUGCCACAGGACAAGCGGUGGCCAUAAAGAAACUUAAUCUCCAGCACCAGGGCUGUGAGGAAGUGUUAAUGGAAAUCCUGGUCUUGCGUGAAAGUAAGAACCCCAAUAUUGUCACCUACUUUGAAAGCUACCUUGUCAAUGAGGCUGUCCUGCUGGUGCUGGAAUAUAUGGAUGGAGGCUCCUUAGCUGAUGUGGUCAGCAUGAGAAGGAUGGCUGUAGGACACAUAGCAACAGUGUGUCAGGAGUGCCUGCAAGGCCUGGCUUUCCUUCAUGCCAACCAGGUGAUCCACAGAGACAUCAAAAGUGACAACAUCCUUCUGGGCCGGGAUGGCUCCGUCAAGUUGGCUGAUUUUGGCCUCUGUGCUCUGCUCAGCCCAAAGCAGAGUAAACGGAGGUCGAUGGUCGGGACCCCCUGCUGGAUGGCACCCGAGGUGAUGAGAAGAGAGCCAUACGGCCCCAAAGUGGACACCUGGUCCCUUGGCAUCGUGGGAAUAGAAAUGGCCAAAGGAGAGGCUCCUUAUGUUCGGGAAACCAGUGACAGGGCUAACUACCUGAUCGCCAAGCAAGGGGUGCCAAAUCUGCACAAGUUCAUGCUACCCCCUGGCUUGUGUGAAUUUCUGGGCUGCUGCCUGCAGAUGGAUGCGGACAGGCGAGGCUCUGCCAAGGAACUUCUGCAGCAUCCGUUUCUCCAAUCAGCGGAGCCUCUCUUAGGCCUCUUCUGA